Gastrolobium bilobum is the source of this 1762-nucleotide messenger RNA. RefSeq names its product ammonium transporter 2. Gene Ontology annotation, cellular component: plasma membrane. The record is from RefSeq and is a predicted model, not a curated record. The transcript is spliced from 4 exons. Bases 123 to 1583 code for a protein of 486 amino acids. Gene Ontology annotation, molecular function: ammonium channel activity. Gene Ontology annotation, biological process: ammonium transmembrane transport. Lineage: Eukaryota; Viridiplantae; Streptophyta; Magnoliopsida; Fabales; Fabaceae.
CCGAGUAUCCGAGUUUUCAACACCUUGUAAACAAAAGCACAAAGUGAUUAUAGACAAACUUUUCAUAAAUUCAUCAUAUAGGAGCAAAGAAAUUGAACCAAUUUUUCCAAGUUGGGGUAGCCAUGGCCACUCCUACGGCUUACCAAGAGCACUUACCUGCAUCACCUUAUUGGUUAAACAAAGGAGAUAACGCAUGGCAGAUGACAGCAGCAACUCUGGUUGGUCUUCAGAGCAUGCCAGGGCUUGUGAUCCUUUAUGCAAGCAUAGUUAAGAAGAAAUGGGCAGUGAAUUCAGCUUUCAUGGCUCUCUAUGCCUUUGCAGCUGUUUUAAUUUGUUGGGUGCUUUUGUGUUACCGAAUGGCCUUUGGAGAGAAACUCCUUCCUUUUUGGGGUAAGGGUGCUCCUGCACUAGGCCAAAAGUUUCUCACAAAACGAGCCAUGGUUCCUGAAAGUACCCAAUAUUACAACAAUGGCACUGUUGAAACACCAACUGAAGAACCCUUUUUCCCUAUGGCUUCCCUUGUUUAUUUCCAAUUCACUUUUGCUGCUAUUACACUUAUCUUAUUGGCUGGCUCUGUCCUUGGAAGAAUGAACAUCAAAGCUUGGAUGGCUUUUGUGCCACUUUGGCUAAUUUUUUCUUACACUGUUGGUGCCUUCAGCCUCUGGGGUGGUGGCUUUCUCUAUCAUUGGGGUGUCAUUGAUUACUCUGGUGGCUAUGUCAUCCACCUCUCCUCUGGAAUUGCUGGCCUCACUGCUGCUUAUUGGGUUGGACCAAGGUUAAAGAGUGAUAGGGAGAGGUUCCCACCAAACAAUGUGCUGUUGAUGCUUGCAGGUGCUGGUUUGCUUUGGAUGGGGUGGUCAGGGUUCAAUGGUGGAGCACCAUAUGCAGCAAACAUUGCAUCUUCUAUUGCCAUGUUAAACACUAACAUUUGUGCAGCCACGAGUCUCCUUGUAUGGACCUCUCUCGAUGUCAUCUUCUUUGGGAAACCAUCUGUGAUUGGAGCUGUUCAGGGCAUGAUGACUGGCCUUGUAUGCAUCACCCCAGGAGCAGGGCUAGUGCAAUCGUGGGCGGCUAUAGUGAUGGGAAUAUUAUCUGGGAGCAUUCCGUGGGUGUCCAUGAUGAUUCUUCAUAAAAAGUCAAGUCUGCUCCAGAAGGUAGAUGACACCCUUGGUGUAUUUCAUACACAUGCUGUGGCUGGUCUUUUGGGUGGCCUCCUAACAGGUCUCUUUGCAGAACCAGCCCUUUGUAGACUACUAUUGCCAGUGACAAAUUCAAGGGGUGCAUUCUAUGGUGGAGGGGGUGGUAUUCAGUUCUUGAAGCAAUUGGUGGCAGCCAUGUUUGUUAUUGGAUGGAACUUGGUCUCUACCACCAUCAUUCUCCUUUUCAUACAAUUGUUCAUACCCUUGAGGAUGCCGGACGAGCAGCUAGAGAUCGGCGACGACGCCGUCCACGGCGAGGAAGCUUAUGCUCUUUGGGGUGAUGGUGAAAAAUAUGAUCCAACCAGGCAUGGUUCCUUACACACUGGCAACGCUACAGCAUCACCUUAUGUUAAUGGUGCAAGAGGUGUAACAAUAAAUUUAUAAGUCAUUGUAGAGGUUGUGCUUGUGUUAUGGGUGUGCUGCUUUGCUCACACAUAUGUGUAAAGUUUAUCUAUACAUGAUAUGAUUAGCAUAUGUGAUGAUUACAUAGAUGGUGUAAGUAGAAUUUUGAUUUUCGUGAAAGAAAAUUUCAAGUUUUGAUAUCAAUAAGGUAUUGCUUUUUG